Ruditapes philippinarum (Manila clam) is the source of this 417-nucleotide messenger RNA. Its product is annotated as neprilysin-2-like. Gene Ontology annotation, molecular function: metalloendopeptidase activity. Gene Ontology annotation, biological process: proteolysis. The transcript has 4 exons. Lineage: Eukaryota; Metazoa; Mollusca; Bivalvia; Venerida; Veneridae. The coding region runs from base 46 to 408 and encodes 120 amino acids. The record is from RefSeq and is a predicted model, not a curated record.
GUCGAUAGCGGAAAUAAUCCUUCUAGAUUGGAGUACUGUAUUAGCAUGCUGGACGACAGACUCCCAGACGUGAUUGCACGUGUGUUUGUGGAGGAACAUUUUCUUAAAAAAGAACGGCGUUACAUUUUAGAUUUAGUAGAUCAGCACAAGGAAGUAUUUAAAGAUAUAAUAGAGAAUGCCAAGUGGAUAUCGGAUACAGCAAAAACUGCUUCAAAAGAAAAGAUUGAUUCAAUGAAAGUUGAGGUAGGGUAUCCCAAAGAAGUAUACAAUGAUGCAUAUCUUAAUCAGCUUCACAAAAACUUUAAAGUCAACACCGACAAUCCUUUCCAGACAGCUGUUAGUAUGACCAGGGCAGAAAAGUCUAAUGAAGUUAAAUUGCUAAGGGCAACACCAAAAGAUACCAUGUAAAGUUAUUUU